AUGAUCACCAUGAGGUUGCCUCGUCGUGCUUGGAAGUGGUACAUGCGAUGUUUAGAGAAUCACCCGUGGAAAACACAACUCAUUUCGACAGGUUUGAGCGAUCCUAUUCACGCAGUUGUUCUUAUCGAGUUAACCUUUACACUCUACUCUUGUUUGAUGAUCUUUCAGUAUAAAAUUAUAAAUCCAUAAUUUCCAAUUACGUUUCCAUAAAAGCUGAUUUUUCCGAAAAACAAAAAUAUGGGAAAUUCGCGCUCUGUUCUGCUGACAUUAAAUGUCGGCAGAACAUGUACUCAUAAUUAUGGGUACAUGUUAUUCGCGCUUCGAUUGAUCUCUCGAUCGGUAAAAGAGUGUUCAUUACAAUUAAUGAAUCGAUAUUUCAAAGAAUUUUUCGACCGAUGAUUCUCUAAAGGUUUCCUACGUACUUUGACCUGCACAGUUGUAAACAAAGCUGUGAAUAAUUACGGCUGUCGUAAAAUAUGCAAAUACCAUGGCGACCAUGUAUUGCUAAGCACAGUACUGCACACAGUUCACACGAGUUGAUGCUCACUCUGCUUUAGUGUUUAACGACUUCUAUCCACGCGAAAAAUGACGAAACAGACCAAUGAUCAUGAUAAACCUUCACCGCAGCGGAGUGAAUUCGUAAAAGGUCAAUUUAAUGCAGUGGAAACUUCUGCCUGCGAGUAAGCGGACGCUAUUAAUUAUCGGAUUGGAUUAUUUGCUAAAGCGUGGCCAGAAAAAAACAAUCGUUCUCAAUCAAAGGGGUGCGUCAUUGGGCCCUAACUAUAUUUGGCCGAUGUCAUGCGAAAGCAAUUUUAAUGGCAUUUCACUAAAAAAAAACAUACGUCUUCACAGAUCAUUUAACAUACUGACUUGUUAGUAAAACUGCAGAUCGAGUUCCAUAGAAAACCGUUAUGAACGUUUGGUAGUAGUCGAUAGCCGCAGGUGGCCAAUUUGUAUGAAGAAAAAAACCCACCCCGCCCCCACCUGGGAGAGGAGGGAAGGUGCACACUCACCACUUUCAAGGCACAUAAAAAGUGCCCUUACAAUUAGGUGCUGUAUUAUACAUAAUGAUGACCUUUACUUCUUUUUUGUUAGGAGCUCUCCUUGGUGCGGGCGAUUUCAUUGCACAACAAUGCGUGGAAAAAGUUCCCCUACGAGAACACGACGUCAUAAGAACAGUUCGAAUGGCAGCCGUUGGAACUGUGGUGAUUGGUCCUAUAUUCCACGUAUGGUACGCAGCACUAGACCAACGAUUCUCCCAUAGAAGCCCUGGAAAUGCCAUGCGCAAAAUGACAGUUGACCAGAGUAUACUAGCACCAGUCUUUCUCGUGCUAUUUUAUGGCGCUGUAGGAAUCGUGGAACGUCGGACUAUAAAACAGAUCAGCGACAAAAUAUACGAGGAAUUUUACCCCAACAUGGUCGUUAACUACAAGAUCUGGCCCGCCGUGCAGUUUCUGAACUUUUACUUGUUUCCAGCCCAUUUACGAGUUUUAGUCGUCAAUGUUGUGUCACUGUUUUGGAACACCUAUCUGGCAUGGACUUCUCACAAGGAACUGGAAUAUUCAGAACCUUAA
Porites evermanni is the source of this 1574-nucleotide messenger RNA. NCBI's taxonomy places the organism in Eukaryota, Metazoa, Cnidaria, Anthozoa, Scleractinia, Poritidae. The record is from the annotation of a GenBank genome assembly.